This is a messenger RNA of Fraxinus pennsylvanica, 1950 nucleotides long. Lineage: Eukaryota; Viridiplantae; Streptophyta; Magnoliopsida; Lamiales; Oleaceae. The record is from the annotation of a GenBank genome assembly.
AUGUCUCCAGCAUCCAGAUCCAAGUCCAAAGACAAAAAGGCUGGGAAGGAACCCCCCAAGGGUUUUACAAAGCCUUCAGGUCAUGUUAAUGCCCCUGGUGGGGUUCCGGCGAGUGGAUACAAUCCUGUUUUAGGAACAUUCCAGACAUUUGAGACAGCUCCAGUGUCUUAUACAGGUAUGCUUCAUUUGAAUGGUCGAUUCCAAAACAUAGAUGAUACGGACGAUCAUAGUGGGAAUGCAUUUGGAGCUGGCGUGGAAUAUGAUUCUGUUUCCAAUACUGGUAGCUGGUCUGGUGAGUCAGAAGACCUAAAAGAGAAAAUGUCGCACCCCCCUCAGCAUCAGGAAUCAGUACCUGGAGCUGACAAUGACAAGAGAGACAAAAUACGCCAGAAAAAUGAAAGGAAACAUCAAAGGCAAAAGGAGAGGCGAGCUCAAGAAUUGCAUGAGCGGUGCAGUGGCUAUCUCAUGUCAAGGAAGCUAGAAAAGCUUGCACAACAGCUUGUUGGUAUGGGUUUCUCUCUAGAACGGGCAACCAUGGCUCUUAUUCUGAAUGAGGGUAGAGUAGAGGAGUCGGUAGCUUGGCUAUUUGAAGUAGGUGAAGAAGACAAGCACCGGGAAAAAAAUCUUGAUGGAGGGGGUAAUUUGAAAAUUGAUAUUUCUGAAGAGCUCGCCUGCAUUACAGAUAUGGAAAUACGGUAUAAAGCCUCCAAGCAGGAUGUUGAAAGAGUUGUGGUUGCCUGUGAGGGUGAUCUCGAAAAGGCAGAAGAAACUUUGCAGUCGCAGAAACAGGAGCUCCCCACUGCUUCUUCGAAGAUGGAAGAAACUAGUGAUCCUCCUACUGUUGGCAAUGGCUAUCUAUCAAUAGCUAAUAAUCAGAAUGCAAUGAGAGCACAAGAAAAACCGGCUUCAUCCAAUACCAUACAACAGAAAAGGGAUGAAAAAGAUUUCAAUUAUAUCAAAGUUCCUGAGACAGUAGGAUCUUCAGUAGAAUCUGGAACAAAAAAUGUGCAGUCAUUGAAGAAAAUGCAACCAAAAAUGGAGUGGACCAAACCACAGCAGAUUGCCGUGCCAGCAGAGAAAAGGUGGCCGAGUUCAGGAUCAAAUACCUCUAUGCCCUACUCAUUAGCAUCACCUUUGCAGGCUUCACCUCCAUCGACAAAGGCAGAAGCACAUUAUGCUGCUGGGAAUGAAGUAAAGAAGCUGCAACUUGGAUCAGUUAGAGAACCUAUCAUAGUGAUGCAGCGACCUCAAUCCAUGAAUGCAAAGCACGUACAUACUCCAAGUGUUAGCUCAUCUCCGCCUGGGACAGCUGUGGGUUGGUAUCCUACUAGUGCUGGAACUAUGAACCCCAAUGGGUUGGUCCCGCCUGUUACUGUGACAAGGGGUCUGAGCCAUGAAGGUGUUAGUUCAAAUCCUCUGUAUAACCAACUGCAUUACCAACCUCAAGAACAAUUUGUGUCCAGCAGUAGUGCAAUGGAUUCCCGAGGAGCCAUCCGGGGUAACAGUUUGUGGAAUAAUGCAGGUACAUCACUAAAGCUUUUUGCCGCUUCUUCCCUUGGACUCUUCUCUGGUCUGGGCACCAACGGUGCUUCUGGAUCGUCAUCUCCAGUAGACUGGAACACAGGCAACUCAAUGUCACAGUUAGAUUACACUAACAUAGACUGGAGUUUGGAUCGUGGGUCUAGGUUGAGGCCCGGUGAGCUGUGGUCUGGCACAAACUCUUCUAUGCAAAACAACACUCGCUCAUAUGGUUCAUUUGCCUAUGGUCUAGGAAUCUCUACCAAGAGACCUGUUCUAUCCAAUGGGAAUGGCGCUUCAAUUCCAGGGUUGCAGAACGGGAUCACCACAUCCGAAACAACUGCCAGUGUAUCUCGGGAUUGGACUUCUCCCUUCGAAGAGAAAGACCUGUUCAGUUUACCCAGACAGUUUGUUUUCUCCCCUUCUCUCUAA